Messenger RNA from Cataglyphis hispanica, 1701 nucleotides. Its product is annotated as sperm-tail PG-rich repeat-containing protein 2-like. The record is from RefSeq and is a predicted model, not a curated record. NCBI's taxonomy places the organism in Eukaryota, Metazoa, Arthropoda, Insecta, Hymenoptera, Formicidae. The coding region runs from base 1 to 1701 and encodes 566 amino acids. The transcript is spliced from 11 exons.
AUGGCAUUUGACAGAACGGAAAGAUUCGUAAAACGAGCCACGACGACUUCGGCUCGAAUAGGUCCAGGGAUUUAUGACAUAUCAGAUCCAUCAAAGCCAAUUCGAGAUCCAGACAAUGCUUAUCCAUUUUUGAGCGGAGCGAGCAGGCAGAUACUCAGCAUACCAAAAGACGCGCAUAAGUUUCCAGGUCCUGGCUGUUACAAUAUAGAGACACCACGGAAACAUAUACCAGAACGUGCAUUUUUCCUAUUCAUGCCUCAUUUAUUCACAAUUUUUCUGCUCCAUAUCGGCAAAUAUAUAUGUUCUAUGGGAUUUAAUAAUUUACAGGGUGGCGUUAGUAUCGAUUACACCGAUGUUAGAAUUAAAGAAAAAGUAUAUGAAGGACCAGGUCCAGCAGAAUACACUUUGCCGGACGAUUUGUUUAAGAAAAUAUCUCGAAAAAUAAGAUCUCCUCCGAGCACUUGCCAUGCCGGUCCCGCAGGCAAACUAUGGCUCGUUCGUCCUCCACGGCCUAAGUAUGCAACAGGCCUAUCUGUUCCUUCGAAACGUGACGUCGGCGGAUACGACUAUGAUGAACGCGGCGUGCUUAUGAAAAAUCCGGUCAUCGAGCACAAACCAACCGAUUUUUACGAUGUUCCUCGAGGGGAGACAAACUUUACUACUCUGAAGUACAAAGGAAACUUUUGGAGCAGAAUGAAGGGUAGAGAUGACGAACGGACUUCCGUGACCCCGGCUCCUGGGGACUAUGAGCACGAGACAAAGAAAAGUCCCGCCCAAAUUCACAAUGAGAGAACUAGGGAAGCGAGAAGAGCCGCCUCUAAGCAGCCGCGUUUCUUGGAAGCUUUGUGCCAACAAAAAUUACGCCAAAACUUUCCGGCUCCGAAUCAUUACGAUCUAUCAAAAAAAGUGUUUCGCAAAUACGUACGUAUUCCAUAUUUUAAAUUGGAUAUGCCUGGACCUGGAGAAUACGAAAACGUGGUUCGACAGAUAUGUUACGGCUCUAUUCUACACGCACCUUUUGGCACUUUUAGUACUCGUUUUAAAAGAGUCCGUGAGGAAACGACACCAGGACCUACGGAUUACCACACAGAAGUCGGAAAUUUAAGCUUUGAAUCUGCAAAACGUUUUAAGACUAAGUAUGAGAAAAUGUUUGAUUACAUAAAGUUUUAUAAAACACUGACAUCGUUAAGCGACGAUGAUGAAUGUACGUUAACCGAUGAAUGGAAAAUAAUAGAAGAAAAAUGUUCGGUAUAUCAUGCAGUCUUUAAAUCAAGAGUGGAUAGAUUUCCAAAAGUUCGAGAUGAUGUGCCGGAUCCAGGUGCUUACGAAGCUUUAUCAGCCUUCAAGGCUAAUCGUGAUAGAUGCGAUUUUCUUUGCCCAGAAUUAAUCCCAUCCUUCGGUUCACGCGCCUGUCGAUUUCCGAUGAGACUAAAAUGUGAUUUUCAUGUACCAGGUCCAGCACACUACAAUCUCAGCGGAGACAUAUCAAAGAACGUAAAGAAUGGCGUGAUAUGUUACUCUCCUCGUGAAAGAAAGGAAGAUAUCAAAGGACCAGCACCAUGGCAUUAUCACAUUCAUCCAUACAUUGAAUCAUCCGUUCUGAAGAAAUCAUUUAAUGUCACUCUGGGGAAGAUCGUAGCUAAGAUCAAUACUGCGAAAGUGGGAAAUGGUCGACGGCAAAACAUGUUCACUGAACUGUAA